AUGGCCAAACUGCACCUCAAGUUGUCAAGCUUGCAGGACGAACUUGCAGCCGUCACCGCCGAGCUCCACACGAAGAUGGACGACGUCACGGAGGAGAUCCGACAGCAGAAAGAACUCCUCAACUCCUUUGCACCCAUCUCCCAGAUUCCCAACGAGAUCUUGCAACGUAUCUUUACUAUGAACCGUGCACGGCAUCUGUUCCAAGAUACGAGAAGUGCAGUGCCGUUGUCUCCCGCACUUCGAAAGGAUUGCGGGGUCGGACCUUGGGAUUGGAUACGAGUUACGCAUGUGUGCGUGCGGUGGCGGAUGGUGGGCCUGGCACAGAAAGAACUCUGGUCGUACAUGACGCAGAAGCAAUCCCCCCGUGCAAUCGAGGAGUUUAUCAAGCGAUCCCAUCCAGCCCCACUUUCGGUCACCAUGUCGAGGGAGAGAUGGAACACAUCACUCCUGGACCAGCUGCAUCGCAUUGAAUCCCUGGAACUCGACAGUUUGGACAACUACCCCCACCACGCUGGUGACGCAAGUGAAGACCCCGCUGUCAGCCGUACAGGCAGUGCACCUCUUCUACGCAGACUUUGGAUUCGCGAGAGUCCGUACAUUUUUCCAAAAAUCGUUCAGCUUUUGGAAGGAGGAACACCAAGCCUCCUUACACUUGAACUGGUGAACUGCUACCUUCCAUGGACGUCACCUCUGUUCCACCCAGGGCUAGCCAGGCUCCGUAUCCGCAUCCCCGACCGCUACAGGUCCCCUUCCCAACUUUCAUCCGAGCAAUUCCUGGACGCCUUGGAGCGUGUUUCUCCCGGACUGGUCAUCCUCGAGUUGGACAUGAGCCUACCAGAGACGCCGGACUCUACAAGUCGCCAGAUCGUAUUCCCCAAGCUGGAAGUGUUGACCUUGAGGUGCGCAAAGCGGCCGGCAAUCCAGUCCCUUUUGAAGCACCUCGUUGUUCCCGAGAAGGCCGCGGUAAAGUUGUCUUUCGAUGCAUGCGCAACAGGCGGGGUCCAGCCGGCACGCAUCGGGGGAGAGGAGACUAAAGCACAAACCAUCCUUCCUGUUCGGUUCUCUAAUGUCAUCACGCGCCCUUCCUCCAUCUGCGGGUCCUCAUCCCUGCUGGACACUGCAUAUUCGCCUCUCACGUACGCAGUUCCACCUCCCCGAAGUCUCUCCUUCGCCUUAUACGAGACACCAUCGCAGAACACGUACACCUUCCGGCUUUGGGAUCACCACGUCGACUUCUCCCUCAAGCAUCUCCCUCCCAGCUUCUUGACGUGCACAGUGGAGGACACAACCGGCAAGCGUUGGGAUGCUCCACCCAUGGUCUUUCACUGCCUUUCGUCGACGGGUAUUCGGUCGCUAUCUUUGACGCACUUGCCUGACAAGGAGUUAGAUCGAUUCCGGGUACUCGUGAGCCUCUCACACUCUCCUUCUCCGAGCUUCGGGGGUGUGGAGGACCUUUGGGUUGGCAAGUAUCUUGCGCGCAACAUUGUGUACUACCUCAUGGAGGAGAUCGAGGACACUGUUAGCACUGCCAAGUCCGGUCCCUCGCGGUCUCUCCCGAAAUGCUUCCCGAUGCUCAGGUCCUUGACGUUCGAGCGUAUGGUCUUCGUCAGCGCCUCCCAGCUCCAAUGUUCAGUCAUCAAACACAUUGUGAACGGUAAACCUGUGGUGUUCGACGACCUACUAAGAGUGCUCGAGUUUAGAGCCAAGUCGGGAGCGAUGGUUGAGAUCCUUCGUUUCCUGGACUGCUACGACUUGUCCGCUAGUCAAGCCGAGAAUAUUGAAGCAAGUUGUGGGAGAGGUGGUUUGGAGUGGGGAGGACAAGACGUACGAUUGGCCGUGCCGGAGGAAGGGAUGCCCCUGCGAAAGUAA
Molecule: messenger RNA, 1869 nt
Organism: Coprinopsis cinerea okayama7#130
Lineage: Eukaryota; Fungi; Basidiomycota; Agaricomycetes; Agaricales; Psathyrellaceae
Exons: 1
Coding region: 1-1869 (622 amino acids)
Source: RefSeq, a predicted model, not a curated record